AUGAGCCUGCACAGUUUUUGGGCGGCCGAAUGCGUAACCAUAACCCCUUUGAUGCACUUCUUCCUCGUGGCCAAGAUUGGCCGCGAGUACUGUCCUCUCGUCGUCGUGGCCCAGUCGCCGCCCGAUGACGGACAAUGGAUGGCCCUAAGGAAGGAGUUUGUUCUUGAUAGAAUAAAAGGCGUAUACGAAUGGCUCACCUCCACACAACGCCACUGCGGCCUGGUGGCCGAACUCGAGGCCGCCACAGACGUCUACGGCGGCGGCCGCGACAAUGUCCCGGGCGCUGGUGGCAAUGUGCGGGCGUCCCCCCUGCUGACGAUCGAGCAAAAAAAGGCCCUGAAGAGGGAUCCGCAUCCCGCACGGUUCCCGUACCUUGCGCAUUCGUUCCUGCAGAUUAUCAAGGACCGGCCCGUUCGUUCCUUGAAUCUCCAACGGGAAGCAACCAUGCAUUGGGGAUUGGCCCAGCUUGGCACCACCUUUAAAUACGAGGAUAUGAGGAACCAGGCAGUCAUAUUCGACAUUACAGAUCUUGACAACAUCUCAAUGGGCGUUCUUCGAGGCGAGCGCGCGGGAGGGCGAGAAAUGUGCUUCGUGGAAGACUGGGCUGGAAAGGACCGUGUAGCACAGUUCGACGAUAACUUUCCUCAACUCCCACUAAUGGAUCAAAGCGUCCAAAAAAUGUUUUGGCCAAUUGCCAUGCAGGUACCGGAGGCGCCUCCCAAGCUUGCCGUUACGGAUUGCGAGACACUCAUCAAUUUGAUCCUGGGCGAUGUAUCCAAUGACGGCUACAUAGGUCUCGUGGAUGUGUGGCACCUCACAGCCGGCGUGGUCGCCGCCGCGCUCGCCGACGGGUCUGUCCGAGAGGCGGUGGUCAAACUGGCCUUUUGCAGCGCCAUCUUCUCGGGACCCAACGACCGUGCGGGCUUCGAGGCAAUGACCUCUGCGAUUCGCCACCUGCCGCGUCUGCGCAGCCUGUACAUUGCCGAGCCGCCGCAUCCGGGGCUCACGGUGCAGACCAGAGCCCGGGAGCUGGAGAUUCAGCAGGCAUUUAGGCGGGUGUUUCAAGCCUAUUGCCCGCCGAACAUCACGUUGGGAAUGACUAUCUACAGCUCUGAGUGUGCCAAUUGGCUACAAUUGUAG
Akanthomyces muscarius is the source of this 1140-nucleotide messenger RNA. RefSeq lists its product as uncharacterized. Bases 1 to 1140 code for a protein of 379 amino acids. The record is from RefSeq and is a predicted model, not a curated record. The transcript has 2 exons. NCBI's taxonomy places the organism in Eukaryota, Fungi, Ascomycota, Sordariomycetes, Hypocreales, Cordycipitaceae.